This is a messenger RNA of Sinocyclocheilus rhinocerous, 3378 nucleotides long. Its product is annotated as TOX high mobility group box family member 4-A-like. Gene Ontology annotation, cellular component: nucleus. Gene Ontology annotation, biological process: regulation of transcription by RNA polymerase II. The transcript is spliced from 9 exons. NCBI's taxonomy places the organism in Eukaryota, Metazoa, Chordata, Actinopteri, Cypriniformes, Cyprinidae. Gene Ontology annotation, molecular function: chromatin DNA binding. The record is from RefSeq and is a predicted model, not a curated record. Bases 604 to 2706 code for a protein of 700 amino acids.
GACAAACGUAGCAGAGUAGCGAUCGAAUCGGUCCAUUUGUAGCAAUUGCAGCAACUGUCUGCUAGUGCAACUCUAAAGCAAACUUUGUUCAUUAAAUUUGAAUAUGUAUUAAGAAUAUAUAGUUUAUAGUGCUAUUUAAUAAGUCGCUGGGUAUUACAUAUAGGAAAUACCAGAAGUCUUUCUCCGCGAGGCCUGUGAUAUGAAUGAAACCUCAUGUUGGGUUUAACAGCAACACAUCUGUGAACUAGCACCAUUUAGCCAGUUAACGUUAGCUACUGUUGGCUGGCUGAAUUGGUAAGCCUUUAUCUAACUUACCACUCUUACAACGUUUUUAUAUAUACCUAUAAAAACAAAUCUAGUUAUACUUGCGCUGCGUGUUGGAUCGCCUGAUGAGGUUUAUUGGCAUUAUUCAAUCGAGCAACACAUACCAUAUUCUGGACAAUACCGAGAACAUGGUGCUGCCUUUCUUGGUUUUCUUCUUUUGGUGAAUCGCAUUUUUUUUUCUUAGAUGACGUGGCCUGUUGAUUUUUUGUUAUUUGUUGCUCUUGGAUUGUUACAAGCUCAGCCGCUCCUCUGAUAUCAGGAGAUCUUCGUAUUAUCCUCAUGGAUUUGAAUUUUUACUCGGAUCUCUCUGACGGGACUGGUCAACAUGUUGAUUCCGAGUUCAUGGAUAACUCGUCUUACAAUGGAUAUGAUCCAGUGAACAAGUUCGCAGGUGGCAAUGAUUCAUACCUGACCAUCAGUGGACCUGGUCAUCAUUGGUCAUCUGAGGUAGUGCUACACAAACCUCAAAAAACAUUCCAUACACCCUGUCUGGGUGAUGAAGAGUUUGAAAUCCCACCGAUCUCCUUGGAUCCAGAUUCUGCACUCACCAUUGAAGAUGUGGAAGCCCAUUUUGGAGAGCUGGCUGAACAGGCUGAGACCUCGAGUGCUUCUGGAGUUGGAAAUAGUCUUGCCAGUAAUCCUGUGGUAGGGGGGAAUGAUCCCUCUUUUGCUUCUGCUUUCAUGAAUCCAUCAUCUCAGGGCAUAGAGCACCUGAGUAUGGGUGUGAUUAACCAGCGGGGGGGAAGUGCACUACUGAGCUCAACUCUGGGUGUGGAUCUUGGGCAUUCAGUUGGCUCCCAUUUCAACAGUUCCUCUUCCAUGACUAUUGACGUUCCAAUAAACGACAUGAACCACAGUCUCUUAGGACACAGCCAGCUCACCACCAUAGACCAUUCAGAUCUAAGUGCUCAGUUAGGGCUCAGCCUUGGUGGUGGAGGCAGUGUGUCAAAGUCUCUUGACCAACCGCUGUCAACCACUGACCCUGCUGGCUCGUUACAGGAUGAAGACAUGGAGGAUUUCAGACAAAAAACUAUGCUGGUGGACCCAUCCUCAGCCUCUCCGGCGAUUGUUUCGCACAUCCCCAGCUUGACGGGUUCCGCCCAGCUCUCCUCUGCUCCUCCAGCUGUGGUGAGGAGGGUGGGUGGUAAGCCGGCCAUGGUGCCUCUGACUGCAGCGGACACAGGAGCAACACACGGAGGCAAAAAAGGAAAAAAGAAGAAAGAUCCUAAUGAACCACAGAAGCCAGUCUCAGCCUAUGCUCUGUUCUUCAGAGACACCCAGGCAGCCAUUAAAGGCCAGAACCCCAAUGCCACAUUCGGUGAGGUGUCAAAGAUAGUGGCGUCCAUGUGGGACAGCCUUGGAGAGGAGCAAAAACAGGUUUACAAAAGGAAAACGGAUGCAGCCAAGAAAGAGUAUCUGAAAGCGUUAGCAGCCUACAGAGCAAAUCAACUCUCAAAAUCAUCUACUGAGGUGGAGGAUAGCGCUCCUUCUACUCCUCCCUCUGUCCCCUGUCCCGCACCCGUCACUUCUGCUCCUGCUGCCCCUGCCCGUCCACGGCUGACGCCCAUCCCUGAGCAGAACACCAUCACCAACAUCUGCGCCUCCAAUAUCAUCCUCGACGGGCCUCAAGUCACCACCCGUUCCCGCACGGGCUCUCUACCCCUGGCCAUCAGCCAGCCCCCGACCCCCACUGUCACAAAAAUCAUCAUCUCCAAACAGAUGCUGGGAGGUUCUCAGAUCCACCAGAUCCCCACGUCCAUGGUGACGGUGAUUCCAGCUGGAUUGCGAGCCGUGCAGCCGGCUGCUGCUGGACGACAGCCUCCACCACUGCAGCAGAUGCAGGGCACCCCACCGCCACCACGUCUGCAGCAGAUGGUACAAACACAAGCCCCGCCUCCGCUUCAGGCCAAGCCCCGUGGAGGGGCAGGAGGCUCUGUGGCUGUCACGGCUACACCACCUCCACCUCUUCAGAUAAAGAUUGUCCCUGCUUCUUUACACUCCGACCUCUCCACACCGAUUAUUGUUACUACAGCUACAAGUGCUAAUCCUGUUAUUGCCUCAACCACCAUCUCAGCCUCAGCACAUCCCGCCCCUGUUGAGGUGCAAGUUGAAGAGCCCAGAGAGGAGUUGGUCACUGGGAUGGAUGAGGCUGUGACGGAGGAACCCGAAGAGAUGGAGAUGGAGGUAAGUGUUGCUCCUGAGGCCUCCUCUUCAGCUCCUCCUACAAAUCUCUGUGUCCGUGCUGGAUGUACAAACCCUGCCGUGGAGAGUCGAGACUGGGAUAAAGAGUAUUGCAGCAAUGAAUGUGUGGCAACACACUGCAGGGAUAUUUUCAUGGCCUGGUGUUCAAUCAAGAGCCAGAACUCAGCCACCGUCAAAUAAAUGAGAAUCCUCCUGUUUCUGGCCCUUAACAUGCCUGGAUAUCUUUUUAUGUGAACACAACAGAAGUUUACUGGAUUUCUGAGUGAAGGUGUAGUGUUUUUGUUGUAAAUAGCUAAGGCAUGAAAAAAAAAUCACUCCCCAACUUGUUUGUUUUCCACAUUGAAAUUGUCAGAAAAAGACUUAUGUGAUUGUAGUACUUUAUUUGGACCAUAUUUGUUUUCCACUCAGUUUUGCUCCAGUGAUUUAUUUUUUUAUGUGUGUUUCUAGUGAUUUGUGUUAAAGUGGGACAAAAUCCAAACCUUUGUAUUAUAUUCAAAUAUAGUAGUUUUGAUUAUGAUGAAAAAUUUGAGUGUUAGUGAAUCUCAAGUCAUACAAUCAUUCUGGAAUUCUAUUAUUUUUUUGUUUAAUGCCAUUUUCUCAUGUUGUACUGACAGUAUCUUAGAUCAGUGUUCAGAAGUGCUCUCAUGUCAAAUAUUUUUGCCUUAGUUAUGGGGUUUUGCUGACUUUUUUUUUUAGAUUGUGUUACAGAAAUUAUUCAAGUGUUAAUAAAAGGCAGCCAAAAUGGUUUAAGUUUCUGAAGUCAUUGUUAACCGACAACUUUGAAAUGAAGUGUUUUUAGUCCACUAUAAAAGGCGUCUUUGUCUACCGAUGACUAUUCAAACAUAUAUUCUG